UUGACCCUCGUGACAAAUUUGAGUUUAUGGAGUAUUCUUUUUCCCAAAUGUAUGGUCAAGAGAAAGGAGUAGAGCUAUUCAACAAGGUCAAGAGUUGUUUGUUUGAUUUGUUUAAUGAAUACAAAAAAAUGUAUCAACCUAAUGUUGAGCAAAUCAAUGAUAAUAGUUCACAACAAUUAAGUGGGAGUUGCACUACUACCGGUUCAAUAAACCCUAAGCCUAAAUUCUUUUUGAAGCAUCACUACAAGAAGCAGAAGUUGGAGGAAUCUGGUGGGUUUGAUUCAAAAACAGAGUUAGAAGUGUAUCUAAGUGUGGCAAUUCAAGAGGAAAAGGAGGAUUUUGAUGUCAUGAAAUGGUGGAAAAUAAAUUCUGAAAGGUUUCCUAUUUUAGGAAAAAUGGCUAGAGAUAUAUUAGCAAUUCCAGUUUCUACAGUUGCCUCAGAGAGUGCCUUCAGUACUGGUGGAAGAGUGCUAGAUUCCUUCAGGAGUUCCCUGACUCCUAAAAUUGUUGAGGGCUUGAUAUGUGUGCAAGAUUGGAUUCGUCCAUCAAAUGUUCAAGUAAAUGUUGAGGAAGAUCUAGAGGAACUUGAAAAGCUUGAAGAAGAAUUACCGUCAGUUGGAAUCACCUAUGGUUUAGGUGGAUCAUGCUCUACUCCUAUCUCAUAAAUGUAAGAUUAACUAUUGAAAAUUUAAAUUUAUUUGGUGAUAAGGAAUUAAGGUGAUUUUUAAAUAUUUUUAUGUGCAGAUUUCAGUCUUUUAAAUAUGCUUCAACACAAUAUUUUGUGGGAUCAGAUUUAGAUAUGCUGUUGAAGGCUGGUGUGCGUGUGGAUUUAAUAUAUGUACUUUUAAAUUUUAUAUGGAUGUAUCUGGACGUAUAUGGACUUUUUAAGUAUUAUCAUUGUGUAUUCAGACAGUAUUUAUUGAUAAAUUACACAGUUCUCCUUUAUGCUCUCUCUCUCCUUUUUUCCUUCCUUCCUCUCUGAAGACAAGU
Manihot esculenta (cassava) is the source of this 990-nucleotide messenger RNA. RefSeq names its product zinc finger BED domain-containing protein RICESLEEPER 1-like. Gene Ontology annotation, molecular function: protein dimerization activity. Bases 27 to 665 code for a protein of 212 amino acids. NCBI's taxonomy places the organism in Eukaryota, Viridiplantae, Streptophyta, Magnoliopsida, Malpighiales, Euphorbiaceae. The transcript is spliced from 2 exons. The record is from RefSeq and is a predicted model, not a curated record.